Molecule: messenger RNA, 632 nt
Organism: Telopea speciosissima
Lineage: Eukaryota; Viridiplantae; Streptophyta; Magnoliopsida; Proteales; Proteaceae
Exons: 3
Coding region: 118-549 (143 amino acids)
Source: RefSeq, a predicted model, not a curated record
CCAGUUCUCCGUUCCACCAAGAGAGAGAGGGAGAGAUUUAAUUGUACAACAAGAAGAAAGGCAGAGAUUAGAAGACCCUUUUUGUGUAAUUAGUGAUUGGAUACGAGAGGGAAGAGGAUGGUGGGUAUCUUCUCACGAUUUUCUGGGAGAACUGGGCUCAGACGGACUCAAAGUACACUUGAUGAGAGGCAAAGGGCUCCACCACUGAAUUCCGAGGCCACUCGUCCUACUACUACUGCUGCUGCUGCAGCUACCUCUCAUGGAAUUGGAGUGGCUGUAGAGUUUAAGCCAGUUGAACACCCAAUUGAGCCUCUGGACAAUGAUCGGCCAGUGAAAUGCCCCUUACCAGAACCUUCCAUUCUCAAUGAUUCGAGAAUAUGGAAGGAACAAAUGCCAGCAAAUACACGAAGGAGGGCUGACUUGCCAGUUAUGAAGGAAGGGACGAGCCUUGAAUCUGAUGCAUCCAAUCGCAUGAUUUUACCUUCCCUUAGUGCACCAGAGCACAAUAUCAUCAAUCUGCUGGAAGAAUGUAAUACAUCUGUGGUCUAAAAUGACUGUUAUUGGCUGGUCAUUCUCGAGAUUUGUCUUCACUAUCCUCUUAUUAUUAAGUGCUUCCAUGUAUUUUUUUCUUU